AUGACUAGCAAAAAAGAUUGGGAAUAUGGUGCCAUCGAUCAGUUGGAGCAAAUUUUCCAGCGAAGCAACCGAGGCCACCAGGCGGUCCAGAUGCUCAACAACCAAGACUUCUCUUUUCAACUGUUCGCUUCGCUUAUCCCUCACAAAAGUGCAGAGUUUGCACGCGACCUCAACCGCCUUGCGACAGCAGAAGACACGCACCCUCCACAUCGGGGCGAGUUGCUAGACCCUGGGACCUCCACUGUGAAAGAGAGGUCUCGCCAGAAGUCCAGUUGGAUACAGAAUACAAACGCACGCACGUAA
Molecule: messenger RNA, 303 nt
Organism: Phytophthora infestans T30-4
Lineage: Eukaryota; Oomycota; Peronosporomycetes; Peronosporales; Peronosporaceae
Exons: 1
Coding region: 1-303 (100 amino acids)
Source: RefSeq, a predicted model, not a curated record